CGCGACUUCAUUCAUUGCACUAGACAUGAGGAAAAACCCAACUUUAAAGACAUUUAAUUUUUUAUGUAAAUUAUAUUACCACUUAUAAUUAUGAACAUCAUUAACAAUUCAGUCAUUUGAGAGUGGCAGUUUUCACAAUAGUGAUACUGGCAGUGAAGCAUCAUAAAUAUUCGUGACUCACUUUAACUUAUGGUUUUACUUCGCUACAGCCAGUUAUUCUUUUGAUUUGGUUGGUACACACAAUUCCUGCCAAUAUCUUCGGAACACGGUGAAAAAUACAUUCAAGGUUCAUUUAAUCUUGCACAUUAACAUUCCUCAAUACAUAAGAACAGUCGAAGAAGUCUACUCCAUGUGGCUUAUUGGUCAACAGCUAGUAGCAUAAUGGUUCGUGCUAGCUCAAUUCAAAAUUGAAUUUGUCGCGCACCUGCUCCCCGUGUCAGUGGGGCCUAUACAAGCAUGUUCGAUGUGGUUGUUAUCGGUGCAGGUAUAUCUGGACUGGGAGCUGCUCACCUACUCACUCGUGAAUCAUAUAAUGUUCUAGUGUUGGAGGCGCGUAAUCGUCCAGGUGGCCGAAUACAUAGCGUGCGCCUACCCUCAUUAUCAAAUAGUAUUAACUUGAAGAGGAGAAUAUCAUCAUUCAGCAAGUUAGCUAACCUACUAGUAGAGGCUUCAUGAGUAAAUGCAAGCAUGGCUUAACCAAUAUGCGUUUUUUCCCCAGUUACAUUGCCAAUAUUUGUAUUAUUACUGUCAUCAGUAUUUUUACUGACAAAUAAAUGGUUGGAGAACGUUUCUUCAGAAAAUAGACAUUAUGCUUUAUCUAUGGUUUGUCGCAAAUGACUUAUCUUAGUUUAAAGGAAAAACGAAGGCGUUAAAAUAAAUAUUUUUAAGAUACUCGUACUAAACCAACUAGGGUUACAGUCAUUUUGGUACCGGAGUUAGACUGUAAGGUCUCCGUUUAUUCCUGAAAGAAUAGUUUAUACGCCCUUUCCUACCUACCUUUGUUAGGAAAACUGAGCGGCAUUACUAACUUUCAAGUAAAUAAACCUAUGCUUGCACCUGUUUCUAAUGCCCAAUCAAAUAUCAAUCAUGAUAACCUCAGUACUUAUCAUUUCCAUAUUGACGAACAAAAACCUAAUACGUCAGUGCAUGAAUCAUCCGAUUCUGAUAGUUCCAUGUCAUCUCGUUCUCCUCCUUCUGCCCACCAAUCAUUUGAUCGUCAAUUAAAUGAUGAAAUUAAUUCGGAUUAUUCUGGUCCGAUUGAUGUUGAUCUUGGUGCAAACUAUUUAAUUGGUUGUUCAAAUCGACAAGCUGACCAACCAUUAUUUCAUCUAGCUCGUAUGCUACGAAUUCCUACAGCUGUUACUGCUGGUGAUUUGUGCAAAAAAUAUCGCGGUUGGGAAUGUGUAGAAAUAGCCAAAUGGCUUAAUCAUUUUACUCCUAACUCGCCGAUAACUCCUGAUCAAGUUGCUGAUGGUGUAUUUUUGUUUGAUAAGGUUAUUCAUCUUACUGUUGAUCGUUAUAUGAAAACAAAAUCUAAAACACAAUAUAGUCAUUCUGACACUACAGUCAAAGAACUUUUUGAUAAAGCUUUACAAGACAUAUUUGACACUGAAGCUCAAUUCGGAAUUCGUCCUUCUGCUAAUUUUCGCGAUCAUAUUGAAGAAGGCAUAUUCUUAUCUAUAGUUAGCCGUUAUUUAGCAUAUGUAAAUCCUAUAGAACGCUUGCCAUUAUGCGUUUUAGAUGAUCUAUGUGAAGUGGCCGACUCGAAAUGGCAAUCAAAUAUUAUCGGUGGAAAAUCUGGCAUAAAUACUGGACAACAUGGUUUAAAUCAAUCAUCUUUACUGGCUCAACUCGUACAAUCCUAUCCUACAUUUGAUCAACGUAAAGCUUAUCAUGCUUGGGCAGAACGUAAAUUAGACGCUUUAGAAAAUAAUGAUAAGUCCUCCUUACCAUCGAUUGCUAAAUGCGUAUGUGUUAGCUGGGAGGAUCGCCUAGUGACUAGUCGAUUUAGUGACCUAUUGAAUCCAUUGCUUAAAUGUGUAAAUAUAAUCUACAAUGCUGUAGUUACGGAAAUUGAUUGGAGUAGAGCUGGUAAUAAUAUCAAUAAUAAUGAUAACAAUAGUAUUAAUAAUAAUGAUACACACCAUAAUAGAAUAUUAAUAAAGGCAAGAGUGAAACGGCAAUCCCAUUUAACUCAGAAUGGUGAUGAUGAUAAUUUGACACAGGAUUCGUAUGAAGAGCAGAUAUAUGAAGCCAAACAUUGUAUUAUUACUGUUCCAGUUGGUGUGCUAAAAGGUCUUAGUCCGUCUUCAACAAUCACUUUCUAUCCGGAAUUACCAUUGAAUAAACGUAAAGCUAUUGAACGUUUGGGUAUGCCUAGUCAAGGUUCGGCUACACAUGAAAAAGUAAUUCUACGCUUUAAAUAUCCUGAACAUGUGUUCUGGGAUACUGGUGCAGCUCAUCUCAAAUGUCCUGAUCCUCGUUUGCAUAUUCUAAAUUUACAUCGUUAUGGCAAACCGGGUGUUUUAUGCGCUCAUUUAUGGGGAGGAUCUGGUCUCAAUUCAGCUAAUCGAUCGGAUAAAGAAAUUGUUGAUAUAAUAUUAGAUUUAUUAGACUUAAUGUACGGUGGAAAAUACAAACCUGAUUCUGAAGUAUCAGGUCGUAAAAUUCCCGACCCAGUAUAUUAUUUAGUGACCCGUUGGUCUGAAGAUCCUUUUGCUCUAGGCGCUUAUACUACUGGAGAGCCAGGUAGUUCCGAUGCUGAUCGGUUAGUCUAUGCAUUAAGUUUAACUGGUUUGGAUGCCGAAAAUCAGCGGAAAAUGAAACUAGAAAAGGAUGUGUUUAUUGUUGACGAUAAUCUUAGUAGCAAUAAUGUGAACUUUACUGCUGAUAAUGAGUUGACAAUUCCACGUCUUCUGUUUGCUGGUGAAGGAACAUUGACAGCGAAAGAAGCUAAGGAAUGUACUCACGGUGCUUUACAGACUGGAAUUGCACGAGCUAUUGAGUUAUUACCAUAUCUUAUGAAAUCUAAAUCUACUAUACCUGAUCCAUGUAUAAUACGUGAUUUGGAAAUUUUACGUUUACAUGCACAAUCGAAUUUUUCCAGUUUCAGCACUAAACUGGCUAGUUAUUUAUUCGGUAAAGUACAAUUAAAUCGUCUAUUAAAUUGUAAUAUAGCAAAUGGUAAACAAUAUCGUCGUGUAAUUUUAACACGUUCUGCUGAACAUACUGCUAAAAUCUUAUCAUAUCAUACUACUACUACUACUAAUAAUGAUGAUGAUGAGAAAAUGGAUAUAAAACUCGAAAACAUCAAUUACAUGAUUGCUACUAAUACUCCAUUCUCAAGGUCAUCAUUUUAUGGUUAUCGUCGACGUUAUCAUCAUUCAUCUAAAUCUUGUUGGAAUACAGAUAAUGAAAAUUGUAAAUGUUGUUCAUAUGCUCAUAUUAGUAAACGUUCACGUCUUGCUACUACUGGACGUAGAGGAAGAAGAGGAAGAGGAAGAACAAGAGGCUGUACAAUUUACAAUCAACGUGGUAAUUUGAACGCACAAAUGUCACAUAGUUUUAUUGUGAAACGACCACGUGGACGACCACCUAAACGUCAAGGUCUUGCUGCGUUGCAUGCGAUUUCCAGAGCACAUCGUUAUUUACGAAGAGUAUCAUCAUCUAGACUAGUGUAUAAUCGAUAUAGAUUAGAAUCUUCUAAUUUAUUAAAUCAACCAGUUAACUCAAUAUUACCAUCCUCCACACCAUCAACACCAACAUUGUCUGUACGAGGCAGAGGUCGGGGUCGAGGUGGUAAACGAGGUAGACCACGAAUACACUUCCCUCGUACUUAUGAAUCUACGGGUACAAGUUGGGGUAAUUAUCUAUCUGAAGAAGAUAGACAAGAAAGUUUAUUACAACUAGGUAAUUUAUUAAAUGAUCUUCACUCACCUACACAAAAAUCUAAACAUGUCUGUGUAACUAUACCACAAGAAUUAUGUUUAAAUACUGAAAUUAUUCUUACUAAUGGUGAUACAACAACAGCAAUAUUAAAAGAUGAUGGAUUAGAAGAAGAUGAAGAAGAACUCCUGUCUCAUAUUAAUGAAGAUAAUUCUGUUAAUGAUAAUGACGGACAUCAUUAUGAUUAUUCAGGUUUGUCAUUGAAGAACAAUCAUGUAGAUGUUAUGCAUUAAUAGAAGUAAUAGUAUUAAUAAUAAUAAUAAUCAUAAUUUGAUGUAUAUAUUAUUAUGUGUAAAUGUGUGUGUAUGCUUAUAUGAGAGUAGAAAACAUAAAAUGUUUAUUAUUUUGUUCUCAGCAACGGUUGAUAUUUCAUGGUUGCUUUUUAUCCAUUUGUUCCAACUUUUUUUUUUCUCUCUUUAUUGUUCUUCUUCUUUUUUUGUUGUUGUUGGUUCAUCAUUUAUGUUCUGCCACAAUUCACAUUAGUAAACUUUUCUUUUGUGUGUGUGUGUGUAAUGGAUUGUCUUAUUCUUUAUGUAUAUGCAUAUUCAUAUACUAUCAGGAUGUGUAUGUGUUGUAUGGUAAAUGUAUGUGUUUCUGUUCUUUCUCUUCUUCUUCUUCUUCUUCUUCUUCUUCUUCUUCUUCUUCUUCUUCUUCUUCUUCUUCUUCUU
This is a messenger RNA of Schistosoma margrebowiei, 4613 nucleotides long. The record is from the annotation of a GenBank genome assembly. NCBI's taxonomy places the organism in Eukaryota, Metazoa, Platyhelminthes, Trematoda, Strigeidida, Schistosomatidae.